CAGUCUAUUUUUAAUAUAUUUUUAUUUAUUUUUUUGAAAAUUUUUGAGUGAUUUUGCUGUUUUCAUUUUAGGAAAAUGAUGGUUUUUUGAGUAUAAGGUAAAAAUAUUUUUUUUUUGUGAUUUUCUUGGUGAUUUUUUUUAUUUUUGAAAAAAUAUUAAUAUGAGUAUCAGUGGAGUAACAGUGGUGGGAUCAGAUGCACCAUCAGAUUACCAUGUGGCACCUAGGACCACUGAAAAUCCUAGUCAAGUUUCUGGAUCAGCACCUCAAAUAAUGUCUAUUUCACCAACUCCGGUCACCGGCGCAGUCGCCGGCGGAGCCGCCGGUGCCGGAGCACUGGCUAUAGUGAAGAAGAAGAGAGGUAGACCAAGAAAGUAUGGACCAGAUGGGGUAGCUGUACCAUCUACGGCGGCGGCGCUUUCUCCGAAGCCGAUUUCGUCGGCGCCUCCCGUGUCGUCGCCGGUGAUUGAUUUCUCGUCGGAGAAACGGGGGAAAAUCCGGCCGGUUGGGUUAGUUAGUAAGCCUCAUAUGCCUAAGUUGGAGAUUGAAAAUUCAGGUGAAUGGGUCUCAUGCUCAGUUGGUGCUAAUUUUACACCCCAUAUUAUCACCGUCAAUACUGGAGAGGAUGUCACCAUGAAGAUUAUAUCAUUCUCUCAACAAGGGCCUCGAGCAAUAUGCAUUCUUUCAGCAAAUGGUGUAAUUUCAAGUGUUACGCUGCGCCAACCAGACUCUUCUGGUGGCACUUUGACGUAUGAGGGCCGGUUUGAGAUACUGUCAUUGACUGGAUCAUUUAUGCCAUCCGAGACGGGAGGAAUGAGAAACAGAUCUGGUGGAAUGAGCGUUUCUCUAGCAAGCCCUGAUGGACGUGUUGUUGGAGGUGGAGUUGCCGGUCUACUAGUUGCUGCCGGUCCUGUGCAGAUUGUUGUGGGCAGCUUCCUUGCUGGAAAUCAACAUGAACAAAAGCCCAAGAAAAACAAAUUGGAGCCUAUAACAGCUGCUGUUGUUCCUCUAUCUACUCCAGAUAUUGAAGAACCUUAUAAUCACUCUUCAGCAAAACCAACUAUGCCCGCUUCCUCGAUUAACUGGUCAUCGUCGUUGGCACCUGACUCGAGAAAUAAGCCAGCUGACAUCAACGUAACGCUGCCUGCAUAGUAGGGGUAAAACCUUUCCGUUCUUAUUUGAUCCUUCAUUCUCACAUCCAUUUGUUGUUAACUUGUUUAUCAACCUCGUGUCCCCGGGCAUGUCAUUUUCCGGUUGAGAUAUGUGUAGUCAUCCGAACUAGUAUUCAUCGUAGUCCCCCCCACCCCCACCCCACCCGCCUCCCCCCAGUCGUUCGUUCGUUUUAGGAUUUUUUAUUAGAUGUAUAAUUGGUCUCAGAAAUGAAUUUCAUCUUUUAGUUAAAGGGUUUAUGUUAAGUUUUAGCCAAGGUGAAUUGAUCCUCUUCUCUUGAUGGAAUGGGUGUAAAUUAUUAUAA
Molecule: messenger RNA, 1472 nt
Organism: Solanum dulcamara
Lineage: Eukaryota; Viridiplantae; Streptophyta; Magnoliopsida; Solanales; Solanaceae
Product: AT-hook motif nuclear-localized protein 1-like
Exons: 5
Coding region: 161-1150 (329 amino acids)
Molecular function (GO): minor groove of adenine-thymine-rich DNA binding
Source: RefSeq, a predicted model, not a curated record